ACUUUCACUCGGUCUCUGCUCUUCGUACCAUGUAAACAAUCCACUGAGCCACUGUGCAGUCACUAACGCAGAGGAAUGACAGGUGCCCACAGGCUGGUGGUGCAUUACUGUGCUGCUAUGGGUGUUUUCACGCGUCACCAGUGGGCGCUUCUUCCUGCGCACAAAGAAAGCAGAGCCCGGGGAUGCGCACUGUGAGUCUCCUCUCAGAGGCACCACGGUCCUCUGUGCUUCUUGGCAGUGUCUCGCCCGUGUGUAAUACGAGGAGGUGGGAAACCAGCACCACGCUGUAGUGUGCAUCAUCCUCAGACAGAAAAAACUCGGUAACUGUGGAAUAUAGCUAUACCGCUGAAGAGGCUUCCGUUAGUCACAUUUUGAAGACGCGCUUCAGACGGACAGAAUAAAUUGCGGAGCAGCACAUCACUGCUGGAGCAGAGCACAACCUCCUCUUUGGCUCCUGGAAACACAAGAGUUGCGGAGAGAAAUGUUAUCCGCGUCCUUGAGCAGGAUUUAAUACGCUUUGCGCAUACUGGAAUACAGUCCAGGCAAUUUAAUGAAGAGGAAAAAAACAGUCUAUAUUCUACGAUAAGUUGGAGUCCCGGUAUUCACAGGAGAGCGUUCGAUUCACAAGCAUUUUUUAUGAGUGUCUCUCCAGCCCUUGGAACCUAAAGAUGAUGUUACCAUGGAAACAAAUUAUUCUACUAUCAAUCACUGGAUGCCUUGCAGCCUUUACAGAGGAUGUCAUAUUUCAAGGGCCAAGAUGGAGGAUGGAGCCAAGUGACCUGAUUUUACCAAUCAACUCCCCCGACCAGCAGGCUACGAUUACGUGCGAGGCAGAUGGGAGUCCUCCUCCUCAGUACAGAUGGUCACUAAACGGAACACUCAUUGAUCUUGGGAAUGACUACCGGCGUCACAUGUCUGGGGGCAGCCUGAUCAUUAGUAACCUGGACAAGGACCAAGACAUCGGGGUAUACCAGUGCACCGCCGUCAAUACACUGGGAUCCAUCAUCAGCCAUAGAGCCAGUCUGCAAUUUGCAUAUCUUGACAGCUUUAAAACACAAACUGUGAGGAGCGCUGUAAAUGUCCGUGAAGGCCAAGGUGUGGUUCUGUUAUGUGGACCACCAGCGCACUCUGGAGAGUUGACAUUUGCUUGGAUCUUCAACGUGUACCCACACUUCGUCCAACAAGACAGUCGUAGAUUCAUCUCUCAGGAGACCGGGAGUUUGUACAUUGCGAAAGUGGAGCCCUCAGAUGUGGGCAACUACACCUGUGUGGUUAACAACACGGUCACUAAGGAAAAGGUGCUCAGCUCUCCUACACCACUGGUUCUCAGAAGUGAUGGAGUAAUGGGUGAAUAUGAACCCAAAAUAGAAGUUCAUUUCCCUGACUCAGUUCCAGCUGCAAAAGAGUCGGUGGUAAAACUGGAAUGCUUCGCUCUGGGAAACCCUGUCCCAGAUAUAAGCUGGAGGAGAACCAGCGGGAUCCCUUUCCCCAGCAAAGUCAAAAUGAAGAAUUCAAACGCGGUCCUUGAAAUCCCCAACGUGCAGCAAGAAGAUGCAGGGAUGUACGAAUGCAUGGCAGAGAACAGGCGAGGCAAAAAUGCUGCACGGGGUCGUAUUUCAUUCCAUGCUAAACCUCACUGGCUCCAGACAAUGAAGGACACAGCUCUCUCCAUCAAGGACAGUCUUCUCUGGGAGUGUAAAGCCAGCGGAAAGCCUAAACCGUCCUACAGCUGGCUGAGGAAUGGUCAGCAGAUGAUACCUGAGGGCCGGGUACAAAUUGAAAACGGGGCCCUUUCUAUAGCUGAAUUAAACCUGUCAGAUUCUGGGAUGUAUCAGUGUGUGGCUGAAAACAAACAUGGCAUUGUUUAUUCCAGUGCCCAGCUAAUGGUGUUAGCUUCACCUCCCAUCUUCUCCAAAAGUCCUCUAAGGGCCUUGGUAAAAGCUCUAUCAGGCACCGAAGUCACUCUUGAAUGCAAGCCUGAGGCCUCACCCCCGGCGGCUAGCCUGUGGAAGAAAGGAAGUGAGAUCCUGCAGGGGAGCGAAAGGAUUACUUUGCUUCCCAAUGGGACCCUGAAGAUCGUCAACGUGACCAAACAGGAUGCAGCCAGCUACACAUGUUUUGCUAGGAAUCAGUUUGGGACAGCGAGCACAACAGGGAGGCUGCUGAUCACCGAGCCCACCAGAAUCACCAUGAGGCCCACUAACAUGGAGAUUAUUGUUGGCGAGAGCAUCGUGUUACCCUGCCAGAUUGCUUGUGAUCCAGCUCUAGAUGUGUCUUUCUCAUGGGCAUUCAACGGACAGCUCGUAGACUUCCAGCGAGACAGCGACCAUUUUGAAAGAGUGGGCGGGAGUGUAUCAGGGGAUCUGAUGAUUCGGAACAUUCAGCUGCACCAUGGGGGGAAGUAUGUCUGUGUUGUUGACACUGAUGUGGAGAGCCUGUCCACCUCUGCAAUCCUGGUUGUCAAAGGCCCGCCGGGCCCUCCUGACAAAGUAGCGGUGGAAGAAAUUACAGACAGCACAGCACAGCUAUCCUGGACUCCUGGAAUGGACAAUGGCAGCCCCAUCACUGGCUACAUCCUUCAGGCACAGACGCCUUUCACUGUGGGCUGGCAGGCUGUAGACACAGUGCCUGAAGAAAUCAGUGGUAGCACGCUGACAGCAACAGUGGUGGGUCUGAAUGCUUGGGUGGAGUAUGAGUUUAGGGUGGUGGCCCGUAAUACUGUUGGCCUUGGAGAGCCCAGCCCAGCCUCAGCCAAGACCAGGACAGAGGAUGCUGUUCCUGAUACAGCUCCCACUGAUGUUGGAGGUGGAGGCGGCACAAAGUCUGAAUUGGUGAUAACAUGGGAGCCUGUUCCUGAGGAACUGCAGAACGGAGAAGGCUUUGGCUACAUCAUCGCCUUCAGGGCUUUGGGGACGGUCAUGUGGACGCGAGCCGCUAACUCCGCACCUGGCGUGGCACGUUAUGUCUUCCGCAACGACACCAUCCCUCCCUUCUCGCCUUUUGAUGUGAAAGUGGGGGCGUACAACAACAGGGGGGAGGGGCCCUUCAGCUCUAUUGCUACUGUGUAUUCUGCAGAGGAAGUCCCCAGUGUGGCUCCUAAGAGGGUUAAGACCAGAAGCGUGUCUGCAGUACAAAUUGAAGUGAUCUGGGAAGUUCUCCCUGCCGUUCCUGAAAGAGUGCUUGGAUAUGAGGUUGUUUACUGGGAAGAUGACACAAAGCCUGACACUGUUGGAAAAGUGCGCAUAACAGGAAACUACACACUGGUUAAUAUCACAGGGUUGAAAGCUAACACAGUGUACUACCUCUCUGUGGCUGCUUUCAACACGGCUGGCCCCGGGCCACAGUCAGUGCCGAUCAACACCACCACAAAGAGACCACCUCCUAAUCGGGCACCACUCAAUAUACAAUGGACGAUGAUUGGCUCCACCCUCACACUUCACUGGGACCCCGUAGUGGCUGUGGAGACGGAGUCAAAGGUCACUGGAUAUGUGGUGCUGCUGAAGAGGCAUCGCUACAACGACUUCAACUCUAUCUUCAGCAACGAAACCACCGUAGAGCUCAACCUCUCCCCUAGUGACAAUUAUCUCAUUCAGAUCAAGGUCAUGAGUGAAGGUGGUGAAGGUGCGGGCAGUGAACCCAUUCACAUCCAUAAAUUAAGCAUGGGAGCACAGGGCUCAGGAGCGAUCCACCUCAGCCCAUUGUGCCUCUCCUCACUCCUUAUCAGUGCACUGCUCUACUCCGUUGGGUGAUGUCUAAUCAUAGCCUGCAGAGAGCCUCCCUCCCCUUCCCUCGUCAGCCUGCUCUUUGUUAACCAUCAACAGAACUGGCAGACGGCCCAUGCUUCAGUUUCAAAGCUGAGCAAGACUGGACUCAACAGAACUCUUAAAGGGACUGUGUCAUUUUAUUUUAAACCAUCCAAAUAGAGAUGUGGUUUUAUGAUUGCAUGAUAUCUUUUAGUUUUUCCUCCAACGUCAUAAGUACCACUGUCUCUGGUUUCCCUUUUAGCGGUUAUGAUGUCCACAUGACUAAUCUUCUUGGUAUUUUAUGAGAUACUACUGCCUUAAAAAUCAUUCUACACCUGAAGUCCAUACCAAAGUUGGUGACUGUGACUUGUGUCAAGGUUUCUUAAACUCACAGUUUUCAUUUUGAAUAAGUGAACCCACAAGAAUUUAUCUAAGGACAACUUCUCAUCUGGAGAUACGCCUGUAGUCAUUUGUUGCAGCCAUAUUUUACUGUCUUAAAGAGGUACUUUUAGCUUAGCCAGCUCCAUUGAUAAAACUGAAACAGAAAUCCAUCAUUUUCUACGUAACUUGGCCAAAAGAUCCCAUGUGGGCUCAAGUUUAACAGACUUUGUUAGAUAUAUCAAAGACACAUAUACAUCAACUCUUUCUCAAAGCCACUGGCGUAAUAUAAAGUAAGUUUGGGAGCCACAGGAUCCUCAGCUUAGGGCUUCUUUUCAAUACUUGAUUCAUCUUGGCAUUUUGCUCUCCCUUUCAUGCUCCUAUAAAUAAUAAAUGCUUAUCACACACUACAUUCUUAGUCCAGUGAAAGAGUACAGAAUUGAGACAUGGUGUUACUAAGUCAAAGUGAUCCCUAGUGCGAUGUUCUGUUUCUUUAUUUAGACAACCAGUGUUCUAUCGUAUUACAGAACACGUCCCCUUACUCCCCUGAUGUCCAGCAGGCCAAGUGCACAAUGAUCUACAGGAUAACAGUGCCUUCACUACAGCUCACGUUGAACUUUCAUUUCUUCCCUAUCCUUUCCACAAUGCUAAGCAGCAAAAAAUAUGUUGAAAAAGAGGAACUUUGGCUUUUCUUUUUAAAUAAACUAUGUAGGAAGGACAGAGGAAUUGAAGACAGCAAGGGUUGGAAGCUGCAAUUACUAAAAUAAACACAUUACAUAUGGCAAAAACAAAUGGAGGUAUUUAAUUGUCUGUGGUAUUACAAAUUAAUUCCUCCAUUUGAGACAUGAUUUUUGGGAUUUCAAAGCAUCAAAACAAUCGAUGUCAAAACCGCUGUGGUGGAGCUCUGCCACACGAUGGAGCAAAAAGAAUGACAGUCCCUUUUCUCCGACAUCAUCUCCAUUUAUUUAAACACAAGAGUGAACAGUUAGAGAACACUGACACUCUGCUGAGGGAGCUGCUAUUCCCAUCCUGAGGAAGAGUCAAGGUGUGAUCACUCUGGUUCUGACAGUGUUCAUGUGGAAGUAUACAGUCGUCGUUUGAACUGCUACACAUUACUGUGCCUUUGACAAACACUGGACUGGGUAGGUCAUUAGCUUGGAGGCUGUCACUGUCUGUGUUUUGCACUCUCUGCUCAUCAUCUCCGCCUCCCCAAAGUCGAAUGAAAGCACAACAACUUGAUGCAAGGUGACUGGAUGUCCUCACUUAGCCAUCUGAACAGGUGUGCGGACCCCUGAGGCCCUCAUAAAAAGUCCAAACAGCCAACAUAAUAAGGCUGUCCUGUCUGCUCCUUGACUGGGUUCCAUAAAGCUCUGUGCUUGUCGAUUAGACUGAAGCAGAAUAGUCAAUGGGAUAUUGAUUUUCCUGCCCUGUUAUUACUGCUGUCACAUUUUAGCUGCGUGAUUGACUAAUGUACAUUGCACUUGAUUGGUCGGGUUAUAGUCAAUGAGGUUUCAGAUCUCCUCCACAGCUAUACCUUCAGAAGCUUGUUUUUUUUACUGUUUGCUUUUGCAAAAAAUGUCAUUGUGUAUCUUUUUUUUUAAGUAUUUCAAAGUGUAUUGUUACAUUUGGACUUGGUUUUGAGCAUUGACGUGAAAUGAUUGGCAGGUUGUUUACUUAAUCUACACCUUACAGCAUCAUAGAAGCUCAGUCACACCAGGAUUUAAAACGCCAACAUGCAAUGGCCAGAAAAAAAACCUCAUUUCAAUAGAAGUGCUGCAGACCGUAGCUUUAUUUGUGUGGCAGGGUUAAGCCAUGUAAAACAACUGCUUGGAAAACAGCUUUGAUGAACUUUAUUGCUGUUGACCAAACUGUCUGUUCAUUUCUUACCCUGGAGAGGACAAAAAAAGAAAGGAGGGUUUUUUUGCUGUGUUGCGCUGUCCGCUCUAUUUUUUAGCAUUUUCAGAGGGAAUAUAACCAACUCAAAAAAACGACACGACCAUGUUAUUUAACAUGCUAAUGAGCCUUAACUGGCAACAGGAAGGCUAUCAAACCUUGAAAUUUUUUUUUUUUCUUAUAAUGUUCAAUCCUGGCUUUGAAUUUGUUGCCAAAAAGUGCAACAUCUAGUCCACAAAGGCAUACAGAAAAAAAACAUUGCAUGCCACUUUCUGGUGUGACCAAGCCCCAGAGCUCUGAGUGCAAAUACUUGAACUGAGUGGUGAUAGCAUAUCCAUUAAUAUUCGUAAAUACGAACAUCAUAUUCAGAUGUCAGACUCAUAGGCUAUUAAGUUAAAAUGCUUCAAUGUGUGGUAGUUUUCUCAGAGUUUUCUUGUCAAUUGUUAUUUAACUUAAUGUUUCUUACCUCCGCCCUGAUGUUUCUGGCCUUGUGCUCCAAUUACAUUUACAAAGUACAAUCUAAGGGAAACUGUUUGGGCCAUUGAUACCAGAACACCAACAUAUCUACAGUAUUAAGGUCCACAAGGUCAGCUUGUUUUCAUUGUUUCUGUGCUGUUAGAAAGGAUUGUAGGGUGAAGUGUAAAUAGCUUGCGUAUAUUUUUAAAAUAUGGCCAUUAUAAACAACCUUAUUGCUCUUAUAUAGUGUGUUGUCCUAUCUUAAUACUGGUGUAUUAAUCAAUUAUCUCUGUGAGAUACUGACAUGUAGGAUGGUAUUUUCAUAUUGAAAAGAAACUAUUUUGAGUUCUAUACUAAUGUGCAUGUUCAUCAUUGUUUGUGAGUUUGUGUUAGAUAAUUUUCUAAGCUAUAACUUAAUUAAUAAAAAUGUUAUUCAAGCC
Molecule: messenger RNA, 6910 nt
Organism: Notolabrus celidotus (New Zealand spotty)
Lineage: Eukaryota; Metazoa; Chordata; Actinopteri; Labriformes; Labridae
Gene: cntn3b
Product: contactin 3b
Exons: 23
Coding region: 669-3749 (1026 amino acids)
Molecular function (GO): protein binding
Source: RefSeq, a predicted model, not a curated record